AUGUCAGCGCCAGUAAAGCGGGCUUCGAAUGCUGGCUCCAGCGGGAGUGCAGUUGCGGGUGUUGGCGCCACUGAGACGACGGCAGCGGCGGAGACGACGGCUGCCACUACCAGUGCCGCGGAUUCAACCACCGCCAGCUCAACGGAAGCAACAACGUCUAGCGCCCCAGCCUCCACCAGUGAGACGUCCACCAGCUCCACCAGUACAAGCACCACCUCGACUGAGCCCACAACUACGGCGGCCCCAACAACUUCAUCUUCAACUUCUACGACAGAUCAUACGACUACGACUACUUCCGAAUCCACCAGUUCGACCGUUGCGAGCACCACGAGUGAUCCGACCACCAGCACCACUAGCUCAGAGUCUCAACAAGCGACCACCAUCUAUAUUACCUCGACUGCCACUGGCGGAGUCGUUACGACAGCAACCUCCACGAUCGAUUCGGGCUCAUCCAGCUCGGCGGCCUUGUCCACCUCAACGGGCGCAGCUGCCGGGGGUGGUGGUGGUCUAUCGGCCAGUGGCACUAUCGCGGUUGCGGUAGUUGUACCCGUGGUCUCUGUGGCAUUGAUCGCCCUCGCCGCGAUCUUCUUCUGGCGUAAGCGCAAGGCUAAGAAGGCGGCGGAGGAGGAGCGUCGCAAGGAAGUGGAGGAAUAUGGCUUCAACCCGAACAAUGACGCAACCUUCCCCGGUAUGGGCGGUAGCGUGGCACCCAAGGAUGAUAACUCGUCUGGUUAUCGUGGCUGGGGGACCACGUCAGCUGGCCGUAAGGCCUCGACCAACCUCUCCAGCGGAAUGGGAAUGGCCAUGUCGGAAGGCAGUGGCCAGUAUCACCACAACGCUACUCCCAGCGAGGGCACUGUGCAAUACUCAGACGGAGUUCGACCGGACUCGGGAGAGAUUGUUGAACCAGUUGGCGUGUUGGGUGCUGUCCCUGUGGCGGCCAACAACCGCAAUGGAGACAUCCACCGGGGGGCCUCGAAUGCUUCGUCAGCCUACUCUGCUGCUAACCGAUCAGAGGCGUCCGAGGAGAGCCACAUGUCUGCUGCACACCCGUCUGGUGGUUACUAUGGCGAUAACCCUUACUACGGCGAGAUGACCGGACAUGGCGCCUACGGGGAUGAUUCCUACCAGCCUGUCAUCCGAGAUGUCCAGGCGCGCCGCAACACUCGCAUCGAGAACCCCGGUGUUUACCCUCGACAAGGUAAUGCCGGAAUUGCUCAGAACUUCUAA
Molecule: messenger RNA, 1230 nt
Organism: Penicillium pulvis
Lineage: Eukaryota; Fungi; Ascomycota; Eurotiomycetes; Eurotiales; Aspergillaceae
Exons: 1
Coding region: 1-1230 (409 amino acids)
Source: RefSeq, a predicted model, not a curated record